Glarea lozoyensis ATCC 20868 is the source of this 441-nucleotide messenger RNA. RefSeq lists its product as uncharacterized. The transcript has 2 exons. The coding region runs from base 1 to 441 and encodes 146 amino acids. The record is from RefSeq and is a predicted model, not a curated record. Lineage: Eukaryota; Fungi; Ascomycota; Leotiomycetes; Helotiales; Helotiaceae.
AUGUCCUCCCAACCCUCCACGUCCGAGAAGAUCAAACAAACCACCAAUUCCGCCCUCGACUCCGUAUCCUCGACGGCCAGCGCCGCAGAUCCAAAUUACGACCCCAACAAAGACAGACACAACUUCGCGAAAGACGACCUGGGGAAUAAAUUCAAGAAGGGAGAUUACAAAGACCAAUUGAACCAAGCAGCCCACGGUGGUCCCAAAACCGAGGAAGAGAAACCGCAGGGGUAUUUAGAGAAAGUGGCUUCGUAUAUCCCGGGUAUCAGUUCCUUGCAGCAGCACGCGUAUGAACAGGGUCCGGAAGAGGAUACGUCGAGUAAGACGCCGCCGGGACCGCCGAAUAGACCGGAUCAUGAUGUGCAGGUUGAGGAGUUUUUGAGGAAGCAGUAUUCUAGUAGUAGUGGUACUGGGAUACCAGAACCGAAGGGUUCGAGUUAG